Messenger RNA from Stylophora pistillata, 750 nucleotides. RefSeq lists its product as uncharacterized. Lineage: Eukaryota; Metazoa; Cnidaria; Anthozoa; Scleractinia; Pocilloporidae. Gene Ontology annotation, biological process: DNA integration. Gene Ontology annotation, molecular function: nucleic acid binding. The record is from RefSeq and is a predicted model, not a curated record.
AUGACCAGUCACACUGUGUGCAACCACUUCGCAAGCAUCCUAGCAGAAUACGGCUUAUCAACCCCUAUCGUUGCUGACUUCGGAUCUCAAUACAUCAGUGAAAGGUUCCAAUCAAAAUGCAAAGAAAGCGGCAUCACAUUAUGUUGCAGUUCCCCAUACCAUCAUCAAGCCAACAGCCUGGCAGAAAGAGCAAUUGGAACCUGCAAGUCGCUAUUGUUGAAAGCACUAGAGGAGAAAGAAUGCCCGUACACAGCCCUAUGGACGUACCGAAUGACUCCUCUUGAUGACCAAACACCAUCACCCUACGAAUAUCUGUUUGGACGCAAACCCCAAACAACACUCCCAGACCGAAGAAGUGCGCUGAAGUCCAAACACCCAAAUAAUGAGCUCCACCGGGAAGCUAACCAGGGACGACAAGAAAAGCAGGUAAUAUUCUACAACAGAAAGGCCGGCAGUGACAAGCGACCCCUUACCAACCGGGAAUCAUUAUUUGUCUGGAACACCUUCAAGAAUAUCUGGCAGCCAGGAACCGUGCUGAAUAGGCCAAAACCAACAGAACGCCCUCGAACUUACGCAGUAGACAUCCAAGGAACAAUCUACCAGAGGACUAGGGAACAUCUAAGACCAAGGAAUCAGAGCGAAACACAUGUAACCCCACCAACCGGUAGCAACCUUCCACUUACAGUGGCCCCGGUACACAGCCCCAGGGAUACACGUGCGUCCAAUGCCAGAACAAACAGCCCCCCUUAG